Messenger RNA from Arabidopsis lyrata subsp. lyrata, 1776 nucleotides. RefSeq names its product F-box/kelch-repeat protein At1g16250. Lineage: Eukaryota; Viridiplantae; Streptophyta; Magnoliopsida; Brassicales; Brassicaceae. Gene Ontology annotation, molecular function: protein binding. The record is from RefSeq and is a predicted model, not a curated record. The coding region runs from base 258 to 1409 and encodes 383 amino acids. The transcript is spliced from 4 exons.
AUUUUUAAAUUUUCGAUCCCCACAUCCAUCCCAUGCUUGUGCUCCUCUGUCUCCUUCUUCCUUGUCAGAAUCUUGAGUUUCUCUCUAACUGUGUGUCAUAAUUAGAUCGUUCUGAUUGCAGUUUCCGUUUCGAUUAUCGUUAAUGGUGUUUUUGUUUCCGGGAAAGUGAUAUAUUUUGAAGGGUAAUUUUGGUGUUCUAAAGCAAGCUCGAGAAGGGGAUCGCACGAUACAUUUUUACAAUCUCGCGACUUCGAUUCAUGGAAUCAAUAGAGCAGUCUAUAAUCCCAGGUUUGCCUGAUGAUUUGGCUUUGAGAUGCAUAGCGAAGCUUUCUCAUGGCUAUCAUGGAGUGCUCGAGUGUGUUUCCAGAGGCUGGAGAGAUUUAGUUCGUAGCGUUGAUUACUCUUCCUAUAAAGCUAGAAAUGGAUGGUCAGGGAGCUGGUUGUUUGUGUUGACAGAACGUUCUAAGAACCAGUGGGUUGCUUAUGAUCCUCAAGCUGAUCGAUGGCAUCCUUUGCCUACAACUAGGGCUGUUCAAGAUGGUUGGCAUCAUUCUGGUUUUGCGUGUGUUUGUGUUUCCAAUUGUCUUCUUGUGAUUGGGGGUUGUUAUGCGCCUUCUGUGUCAUCGUUUCCUCAUCAGAAGCCUGUUGUCACUAAAGAUGUCAUGCGGUUUGAUCCGUUUAAGAAAGAAUGGAAAAUGGUUGCUAGUAUGCGAACACCACGGACUCACUUUGCUUGUACUGCUGUCUCUGGCAAGGUUUAUGUUGCUGGAGGUCGCAAUUUAACCCAUUCCAGGGGAAUUCCCUCUGCUGAGGUUUAUGAUCCUGUGGCUGAUAGAUGGGAGGAAUUACCAGCAAUGCCUAGACCACAGAUGGACUGCUCGGGGUUAUCGUACAGAGGUUGCUUUCAUGUUCUGAGUGACCAGGUGGGAUUUGCAGAGCAAAAUUCAUCUGAAGUUUUUAAUCCACGAGACAUGACUUGGUCCACUGUGGAGGAUGUCUGGCCAUUCUCUAGAGCCAUGCAGUUUGCUGUUCAGGUGAUGAAAAAUGAUCGAGUGUACACUAUUGUAGAUUGGGGAGAAAGCUUGAUCAAGACUAGGGAUACAGAUGAAGGGGAAUGGUACAAUGUUGGUUCAGUUCCUUCUGUUGUUCUUCCUAAUCAUCCGAGAGAGUUAGAGGCCUUUGGUUAUGGGUUUGCAGCUCUAAGGGAUGAGCUCUAUGUUAUAGGAGGUAAGGUCCUUAAAUGGGAAGAAUCAGGGGCAGGGAGAUUUGACAUUGUGAGAUUGCCCGUUGUGAGGGUAUGUAACCCUUUGGAUAGGCCUCUGAAUUGGAGAGAGACCAAACCGAUGUGCAUUCCAGCCGGUGGGUCCAUCAUUGGUUGUGUAUCCUUGGAAGAAUCUUCUCCGCUUUAAACCAAGCUGACUUAUAUUCAUGGAAUGUCCGAGUGUGUUCCUUCUCUGAGAAAGACCUUGGUCUCAUUGUCAAAGUGGAAGCUUCUGCUGUAAUACUCACUGCACAUACAACUGGACACUUGGAGCUAACUGGAAAUCGUGUGGGUGAAAACAGUUGUUUAUGAGGGAAGUCGUUACCUAUAAUGCAUUUAUCUUCCGGGUAAAAGGCUUCCACCUUUAUGUGAAAUGAGUUCAGUAUGUCAUGCUAUGAGAUGAUUACUGGUUGUUAGGCCGUUACUGUCACUCAUAUUUGGAAUUAAACUUGUACAUAAUAAGAGAUUCAUGUUACCUCAGUGUAUUUGAGUGUUAGUGAACUUAUCUUUUGUUA